Messenger RNA from Mastomys coucha (southern multimammate mouse), 1804 nucleotides. Its product is annotated as protocadherin gamma-B2-like. Gene Ontology annotation, cellular component: plasma membrane. The record is from RefSeq and is a predicted model, not a curated record. NCBI's taxonomy places the organism in Eukaryota, Metazoa, Chordata, Mammalia, Rodentia, Muridae. Gene Ontology annotation, biological process: homophilic cell-cell adhesion. The transcript has 3 exons. Gene Ontology annotation, molecular function: calcium ion binding. The coding region runs from base 128 to 1804 and encodes 558 amino acids.
ACAAACCAGCCAUAGAGGAGAGCCAGUACACAUCUAGAUAUAGCAAACAUCAGCAAGAAAAGUGGCCCUAGGAGGAUUUGGCCACCCUCACCAACAAAGGAGCACAGCGGCAGCGCGAGCCAGGAGGAUGAGGAGGGGCUCAGGGAGCGGCCCAGCCCGGUGGCUGCAGGUACUGUCGCCCUUUCUGAUGCCUUUGUUCCACGGAGCUCUUCCGGAUCAGAUCCGCUACUCCAUUCCCGAGGAGCUGGCCAAGAACUCAAUGGUAGGAAACCUCGCAAAGGAUCUGGGGCUCAGUGUCCAGAAUCUGCCCACCCGGAGGCUAAGGGUCAGUGCAGAGAAGGAUUAUUUUACUGUAAAUCCAGAGAGUGGGGACUUACUUGUGAGUGACAGAAUAGACAGAGAGCAGGUUUGCGGGAAGCAGCCUCAGUGUGUUUUGGAGUUUGAUAUUGUCGCUGAGAAGCCAUUAAAUAUUUUCCACGUAGCUGUAAUUCUUCAGGAUGUGAACGACAACGCUCCUCUGUUCAAACAGAGUGAGGUUGAUUUAAACAUUGGAGAGUCCACCAGACCAGGUAAAGCAUUUCCAUUGGAUCCAGCUCUCGAUUUAGAUGCUGGUUCUAAUUCGCUGCAAAAAUACUAUCUCACUGACAAUGAAUACUUUGAAGUCACGGAGAAAGAGACCCCAGAUGGACGUAAAUAUCCUGAGUUGAUUCUAAAACGUCUUCUGGACAGAGAAGAGCAUAAUUUUCACCAACUGAUCCUCACGGCUGUGGAUGGGGGGGAUCCUCCCCGAAGUGGCACCGCCCAGAUCCGAAUCCAAGUCACAGACGCCAAUGACAAUCCGCCAGUGUUCAGCCAGGAUGUGUUCAGGGUCACCCUUCGGGAGGAUGUGCCACCAGGCUUCUCCGUGCUUCAGGUAACAGCCACGGACCAGGACGAGGGCGUCAACGCAGAAAUCACGUACUCUUUUCACAACGUGGAUGAACAAGUGGAACGUUUUUUCAACUUAGACAAGAGAACAGGAGAAAUCACGACAAAGGAUAAUUUGGAUUUUGAGACUGCUAAGAGUUACACCCUGAAUGUAGAAGCAAAAGAUCCCGGAGACCUAGCAUCCCAUUGUAGUAUCCAAGUGGAAAUUCUGGAUGAGAAUGAUUGUGUGCCAGAGGUAAUUGUGACUUCAGUAUUUACCCCCCUACCGGAAGAUUCUCCACUAGGAACAGUCAUCGCCCUGAUAAAAACCAGAGACAGAGACUCCGGAGAAAAUGGAGACGUCUACUGCCACGUCUUGGGAAAUGAAGAGUUUGUAUUGAAAUCUUCCUCGAAGAAUUAUUACAAACUAGUUACAGAUAGAACUCUAGACCGGGAGGAGAUUCCGGAAUACAACGUCACCAUUGUAGCUACCGACAGGGGUAAGCCUCCCCUCUCCUCUAACGUAAUCAUCACUCUCCAUAUCUCAGACGUCAACGACAAUGCACCGGUUUUCCAUCAGGCCUCCUACUUGGUCCAUGUAGCUGAGAACAACCCACCUGGAGCCUCCAUUGCUCAAGUCAGCUCAGCUAAGACGGAGUUUAAUUUUCUCAAUGUGACGCCAGAAAUUGCUCCUCAGGACCUCCUCUGCGACGGCGGCGACUCUUGGGUACCAGGUACUCUUGGAGACACUGAGGUUCCGUUUGUCUCGGAUUCUACCUCAAAGAUUCAGGGAUUCAGUGUAAACACGGUCCUCAUCUUACGAGUGUGUGAAAAUUGGCUAGGGAAGAAACACAUCACUCAAGGUUGUGGCUUGUUACCAGCAAAGCAUCAUGAGUAG